CGGCGGGCGGGCUCAGCGCGCCCCCAUGGCCCUGGUGCUGGGUCAGCGGGCACAGUAGCCGCCUCCGGCUAUUCCCGCGGGUGACUCAGAGGUACUCAGGGAAGGCAGGUUGGAGAUGCGCCUCGCCUCCGGGCUUCGGGCUGCGGCCGGAGACUGAGCCACAAAGAAGUUUUCCCGGCGGCGGCGGUGAGGCGCUCCCCUAUGCACCCCUCCGGCCGCCGAUCCUGGAGCGCUGCUCGGCAGGCGCCCGGCGCCGACCCCGCCAUGGAGCCCCGCGCGGGGCUGCACAGCAGCCCGGAGCUCAGCCGGGCCAAGCGGCUGAGCGUGGGGGAGCUCUGCUCCCUCUUCGAGGCUCGCUGCGCCGCCGUCGCUGCCGCCGCCGCCCGCCAGCUGCCCGACCCGGCGAAGAGGGGCUGCCGACGCCCCAACGGGGUGCUGCCGCCCGUCAUCCCCCGGCUCACCGUCACCGCCGAGGACAGCGAGGAGACGCAGGGCAGCCCCCAGGCGCGGCCGCCGAAGCCGGAGGGCAGCUGGCUGAGGACGGGCAGCUCGCUGCACCUGCAGUCCCGCAGACUGUCCAACUCCUCGCUCUCCUCCACCGGCUCCUCGUCCGUCCUGGAGGACUCGGAGGACGACGUGCUGAGCGACACGGAGUGCAGGAGCCAGGGUAUCGUGCACUUGGAGCACGGCGAGGACACCAGCCAGUCUCCUGUGUCAGAUGUUAAAAAUAAAAUUUUUCCAGGCACUUACCAGCAGAAAAAGGCAUGGCAUACGAUCAAAACCAUGGUUAACUUACCAGUCAUCAGCCCCUUCAAGAAACGCUACUCAUGGGUGCAGCUGGCUGGACAUACAGGGAGUUUUAAGGCAGCUGAUAGUGGGAAGAUUCUCAAACGCUUCUCAGAGAAUGAAAAAGAGUGUUUUGAACGAUUGAUGAAAGACCCACUACGCUCCUGUGUCCCUUGCUUCCAUGGUGUGGUGGAGAGAGAUGGCGAGAGCUACAUUCAGCUGGAUGACUUGCUUACUGAUUUUGAAGGGCCAAGUGUGAUGGACUGCAAGAUGGGGAUCAGAACGUACCUGGAGGAAGAGUUGACUAAGGCACGAGAGAAACCAAAGCUGCGUAAGGACAUGUACAAAAAAAUGAUUGAAGUGGAUCCUCUUGCUCCCACGGCUGAAGAGAAUGCCCAGCAUGCUGUCACCAAACCCCGCUAUAUGCAGUGGAGGGAAACCAUCAGCUCUAGUGCCAACCUGGGUUUCAGGAUUGAAGGAAUUAAGAAGGCAGAUGGAACAUGUAACACAAACUUCAAAACUACGAAGACACAGGAGCAAGUUCUACAGGUUUUUGUGGAAUUCAUUGAGGGCAACACAACUAUUCUGAAAAAAUACCUCAAGCGUCUGCAGGAAAUUAAUGUCAUUCUUGAAUCCUCAGACUUCUUCAAGCGACAUGAGGUCGUUGGAAGUUCAUUACUUUUUGUACAUGAUGGCAGUGGGAAUGCCAAUGUGUGGCUGAUUGAUUUUGGAAAGACUACCCUUCUCCCUGAUGGGCAGACACUGGAUCACAGAAUCCCCUGGCAAGAAGGCAACAGGGAGGAUGGGUACUUGUUGGGGUUGGACAAUUUGAUUGGCAUCUUGGAAAGCAUCACUGAAAGAUGAGUUAAGAAUGGCACAAAACUUGCAGAACUUCUCUGUAAUUUUCUGCUUUACUGAAGUAGAAGGAAACCUUUAACUCCAAGCUCCUGAGGUGCAGAGGAAGCUACAUCCAGAACUCAGCAGUUAGUGAUCAAAAUUACUUUGCAUCAGCCCUCUGUGGACGUAAACAAUAACUCCGGAUUGGUCUCUAUUGCACCAGAUGAACUUGAGACUGGUCCUCAGAGAAUGAAGAUCUCCGUACUUAGGAAUCACACCAGCAUGAGUCAAGAGGUCUGUGUGGUAAACCAGAAUGACUGUGAUUUCUGGCAAAAUUGGACUCCAGAUUACUUUGUAGUGAACCAGGGCAAAUGCUUGGGGAUUCAGGACAGAAAAAAAUCAUUUUUUCAGGGAAAAAAUGGUUUCAGUUUUGAACCCAGAUUGGUUUUUUCCUCUCUAAUUCCAAGUCUUCUUGCACCUGUGUACACUAUAGGUUGGACCAACAACUUCUGCCGCAUUAUGUUACAGAGUGAACAAGGUGGAAAUGGGUGAUAAUUACAAGAAACCUGGAGCAGAGGGAGACAGCAGUUUGUGGUGGCUUGAUGUGGCCUAACGGCUGUUGACCAUUCCUCCGCUUCCCCACCCUAGCCUUGCUUCUAUCCAAGAACAACCUUGGCUUUUUAUGUAGCUUCUCAGGAGAUUACAUUUACUCUAGGGAGAGAAUAGCAGCCUAUGGUCUCCAAAACCAUUUGACUUUCCAGCUGGGUAGGCUGUUUGAAAUGUUAGUAGCUUGGCAGGUUUGGCCUCUUGCAGCUGAACUGCACUUCUGAAAAUCACUAAUGAUCUUUCACACACAGAUCAGGGAAUUAAGUUUUUUUUUUUCCCAAGGCUUGUUUAUAAGGAUAAAACCCCUAUGCACGAGCACACAGAUGCACAUACUAGUAAUCAGCAACCAGUGUGAUCUCUUAAGAUCAUGGUUUGACUGUCUUCUAGUGUACCUGACUUCUUGGCCAUGUUCCUGUUCUCAAAUACAAUUCUGCCACUUAAGUGUAUGAACAGGCACAGCAAUCAGGAUGGUAAUGUUUCUGCAUUCACAACAUUACACAAUGAUGAGGUCAUUCCCAGGUAUCCUUCCUCCAAGGUGUCAGCUGUUAAAUCCAGGCAGUUUGGGUGAAGAAAUGUCAAUAUAUCACAUCUUCUAGUCCCUGUCUGGAAUUGCAGGGCGAUCUGUGAUUCAUCCUUCUUUUGCUGUGGUUCAGGCACAGCCACAGAAAAUUCACAGUUUUUAGAUUAAGAAGACUGAAGUGUUUUCUUGUAAUAGCUUCACAUACCUUCUCCUUGGUUUCCUCUAGUCACUUGAACAGUUCUUUAAAUACUAGCAGUGUAAAUACUAUCAUUAGUCUCAUGUUCACUCACAUUCCAGGUUUUAACAUCAGUAAUGUGAUGAUGCAGCAAAAUGUGGACUAGACUUGCAUUGCUAGUUGAUGGUUAAUCCUCUUUCAACAUCUAAAGCUAGUAAUGCACAUUGAUCAGAAAUUGCUGUCUUUUGCUGGUGUCCUGUGCGCAGGAGAGAUUCUGAGAACUUUUGGAUAUAUGAAGCUGACUCUAUGCUUUGAGAAACUGCUACUUCAAUAAUAAUCAGUAUCAUGAGCAAAAAAAAAAAAACCCUGUAGAGUUCAGGUUUGGAAUGAAAUCUAUAUGUAACAUUUGUAAUUAGGACUGAAGAGCCUAAAAUAAUUUCUAAAAGGAUUUACUUUGGAUAACACACUACUGUACUAAAAGAUCAGUCAGAUUUAAUUACUUUUUCAUUAGCUCUAAACAAAACAGCAGUAUUAAAAAUUGAAGCUCAAUUGUCAUAUAAAUGUUAGAUGACUUAGAGUAGGUAUUCUGUAGGAAGUAAUGACAUGUGGAAACAUUUCAUUCUAAACCAGAAGUUGUCUGAAACUGGUAAUUAUUUUUGCAGUUCACUGCAAAUCCAGAUGACUUCUGU
Empidonax traillii (willow flycatcher) is the source of this 3613-nucleotide messenger RNA. RefSeq names its product inositol-trisphosphate 3-kinase A (gene ITPKA). Gene Ontology annotation, molecular function: inositol-1,4,5-trisphosphate 3-kinase activity; inositol tetrakisphosphate kinase activity. Gene Ontology annotation, cellular component: nucleus; cytoplasm. NCBI's taxonomy places the organism in Eukaryota, Metazoa, Chordata, Aves, Passeriformes, Tyrannidae. The transcript is spliced from 8 exons. The coding region runs from base 202 to 1650 and encodes 482 amino acids. The record is from RefSeq and is a predicted model, not a curated record. Gene Ontology annotation, biological process: inositol phosphate biosynthetic process.